AGCUCAUGAGUUGAAUGAGGUGUGAUAAAUGAGGGAGACAUACAAAAUGUGCAGGGUUGGGGGUGCUCCAGGACAGGUUUGAGAACUGGUCUGGCUAUCUUCUUACUAACAGGAAUUGCAGGAUUAAACUAUAGGCUACGUGCACUUGAAUAGGGACUCACCUGUAGCCAACCAGACAGAAGGCAGCGAGAUGAAUUUGGCCUGCGCUCAGCUGUUCUUUGCUGCCGCCCUGUGGACACUGCCGUGCAUGACCGCAGCAGUGGCGAUGAGCGGAGCAACAGAUCUGCUUCAUCUCAAUGAGGUUUCCAUGGAGGCUGUAGUGAGGAACAGCAGCGACACCAGCGCACCUCGAGCGCGGCGGAAACGCUUCAUCUCCAGCAAAGAUAUGACGGCAUUACUGGACUAUCACAACCGCGUGCGCUCACAGGUCUUCCCGCCUGCAGCAAAUAUGGAAUAUAUGGUGUGGGAUGAGAGACUGGCUAAAUCUGCAGAGUCCUGGGCAUCUCAGUGCAUAUGGGAUCAUGGACCGCCUCAUGUCUUGCGGCACACUGGACAGAAUCUGUCCAUUAUCUCUGGAAGAUACAGAUCGAUCGUUGAUCUGGUAAGAUCCUGGUAUGAUGAGAGACACUCUUUCUCCUUCCCCAAUGGAUGCAGUGGCUCUGUCUGCACACACUACACUCAGAUGGUGUGGGCCACCAGCAAUAAGAUCGGAUGUGCUGUCAGAAAGUGUUCAAACAUAUAUGUGUUUGGGAGUACAUGGAAACAGGCCACCUUACUGGUUUGCAACUAUUCUAUCAAGGGGAACUGGGUAGGAGAGGCUCCAUAUAAGACAGGAAGACCGUGCUCCGCGUGUCCCUCAAGCUAUGGAGGAUCAUGCAGUAAAAACCAGUGUGACUCCAGAUCAAAAUCCAGAAGAAAUGCAAGUGGUUUCAGAGGUUAAGGAGUAAAAAAAAAUCCUUUAAAAAUCUCUAAAAAAUUAUUUUAUUUUAUUAAAAAUGUUAUAUAAUAGAAACCACUAAAAUGUAAAUUUCACAAUGCAAAUUAUUCCGUGGUCAUUUUAUAAAACGUAAGUGCUGUAAAAUGUCCAAUUAAUCAAAUUGGUAAAUGUCAAAUUACAUCAACUGUUGUUGUGUUUAUCAUCACCCCCCCAUAGUUGUCAAAUAGUUUUUUAUUACUUUAUUAAGUUGUUUAAUGUUCACCAUUUGUUGUUCAAGGCUAUGGACUGUUUGCACUGUUUUACUUAUAAUUUGUUUGUACUAAGUGGCAUCGCAGUGACAAUUCACAUUGGGAGUUAAGCACUUUCUUUUAUUAUUAAUAUUUGUUUUCUUUUUGUACAUGUAAUAAAUUGUCUUUAGAUUAGGAAAA
This is a messenger RNA of Megalobrama amblycephala (Wuchang bream), 1365 nucleotides long. RefSeq names its product R3H domain containing-like (gene r3hdml). NCBI's taxonomy places the organism in Eukaryota, Metazoa, Chordata, Actinopteri, Cypriniformes, Xenocyprididae. Bases 191 to 940 code for a protein of 249 amino acids. The transcript has 6 exons. The record is from RefSeq and is a predicted model, not a curated record.